Messenger RNA from Saprolegnia diclina VS20, 3678 nucleotides. RefSeq lists its product as hypothetical. The coding region runs from base 1 to 3678 and encodes 1225 amino acids. NCBI's taxonomy places the organism in Eukaryota, Oomycota, Saprolegniomycetes, Saprolegniales, Saprolegniaceae. The transcript is spliced from 10 exons. The record is from RefSeq and is a predicted model, not a curated record.
AUGGAGGACGUAGAGACAGCGAGUAGCGGUCAUACGCAGCGCCCGCGUGGCGGCAGCCUCUCGCGCUACAUGGACGGCCGGAGUGAGCGCAACCGAAGAAACAGCAGCAGCAGCUGCAGCUCCGAGCACGAGAACGACACGCCCAACGAGUACCAGUCCGAGAUCAUGGGCAUCAUCGCCAUGGAAGACAAGGCCAAGGCCAUUGACCGGCUCUUGAAUCUCGAAGUCGAGAUGAUCUUCGACGGCCUAGAAGAGUCGGAGAGCGGCCUCCGCAACUGGCUGCUGCAGUACGACGUCGUCAAGGAGGUGCUUCUCGUCUUCUCGACGCCCGUCGUCUUUCCGGCCGCGCCCAAGUUAUUUGCACAAAAGGUGUUCGACGACAUGGAGAACGGCAACAACGGCGCCGAAGACCAGACAUACUCGCUCCCGACGUCUGAAGAAACCACAUCGGGCGAAGAUCCCGUCGCCGAGACCAACUCGGGCGAAGCCACAUCCGACGAGCCGCCACCCGGUCUUCUCGCACCGCCCACACCGCGCGUGCUCGCGCCCAAGCCCACGACUGUCAUGCCCAACUUCAAGGUCGAUGAAGAGUAUGGAUACUACAAGCGCACGUUUGUGUGCUCCGAGAUCAUCAUGCGCGUCUACACGGGCGACGAAGACUUGUACGAGUCGUUCCGCAUGUCGUCGUCGUCGUCGGGCUCGGCGAGCGAGGAGCUCACGUUUGGCUGCCAAACGCUCGAGGAGCUCGAGCUCUGGCGACUCUUUUUCGUCUACUUCUCGGCCAACUCGACGAUCGACGAAGUGCAAGCGGCCUUCUACUGCAAGGCGUUCAUUCGCCUCCACGACGCCUACUGCCUCGAAGACGGCUACGUCCAAGUCGUGCUCGAGCCGUACAUGCCGGCGCUCCUCAAGCACAUUUACCUCCCGACGAUCAAGCACCUUCUGCUCAAAUUGCUGCAGUCGUACGAGAGCAUCCACCCGCUCACGGGUGUGCACGACGCGAUGGAGGCCGUCGCGCCGAUGCUCGUGCAGGCGCUCAAGACGCCGAUCGCGCUCUCGUCGCCGUUGCUUGCGAACGACAUUGCUGCCCGCGAGAACGUGUGCCGCCUCAUGAUGGAGAUGCUCCAGGCCAACCAAGCCGACCGCCUUGGCUCGUUCCUGCGCCGCGAAGACAACCAGUUCCUUGCCAAGUACUUUGUCCGCGAUCAAUUUGGCACGAUCCGGGGCAUCGAAGCCGUGACCGAAGGCUACCACAACUUUCUCCAGUUCAUGCUGCUCGAGGAGCUCGGCAAGGACGUGCAGGCCAACGGCGGCUCCAUGCUCGAGACGAUGUUCCAGGCGUCGUACGACCAGCUCCAGGACAUGCGGUCGUGGCCCGCGUCGCUCACCGCGCCUUGCGUGCUCAACAUUCACGUGACAUCGGAGCUCGUCCGCAUCUACUGCCGCAACUGGCGCGCGUACGAGACGAAGAAGCGGUCCGAGCAGCCACCGGCCGCCGACGUCGACGUCGACGACGAGGAGGAGACGUCCACGACGUCGUCGUCAUCCCGCAGCUCGUCGCCCAACCCGAACGCGUCGGUCAUGUACGAGCUGAGCGGGCUCAAGUCGGCGGACGGUCUCUGGCCCAAGCUGCGCCAGCUCACGCGCUCGUGCGCGCCGCACUACGUGACGCUCUUCCAGCACAAGGACUUUGCGCUCCCGACGUCGGUCGAUGUCGGCCUCGCCAAGCUCCUCUAUCGGUUGAUCACGGCCCAAGACCCCGACAUCGACGCGGCCUUGGCGGCUGGCAACCUCGUGCCCAAGUACGUGCAGCUGCUGCAAGACAAGCCGCAGGCCGACAUGCUCUUGAUCCACGUCGUGUCGGCGCUCCUCUACCUCAUCACCGACAAGUCGCGGUGCCGAUCCGCUACGUGCUCCCUCAUUGGGAGCAUGUUUUCGCUCAACCUCCUGGACGUCAUCGUGCACGUCUUCAACGACCAUGUGGCGAGCAAGCCGUACUUCAAGGUGCUCAAUGAUGCGAUGCUCGUCAUGUCGACAAGCGAGCACCCGUCGCCGUCGCAGCGCCGUAUCGUGGAGCACAGCAACAAGCACGCAGCGUGGCAAGCCCUCAACAGCGAGUCCAAGCGCCGAUUGGGCCUGCGCUCGCAGCCGCCGGCCGAGUCGGUGCACGAGCCGUCCGAGAAGGCGGAGAGCGACGUCUCGCCCGACGAAGCCCGCGAUGUUGUGGCGUACGACGAGGACGACGACGAGGUCAAGACCGACCUCAAGGAAACCCCCGGUGACGACGAAGGGCCGUUGACGCCAUUGCCCGAAGCCCCGGCCGAGCCCGAGCCGCCAACCGCCGAAGAGCCGCCGAAGCGCACGCGCCGGCUCUCGAUUCCCAAGUCGGCUGGGUACCUCAAGAACGUGCUCUCGUCGCCGGCAGCGUCCGUCAUGCGCAACGUUGGCGCGCUCAACGCCCGCCGGUCGUUCACGGCCCGCGUGAGCACGCCGACCGAGACGUCGGCGACGCCCAACCCGUCGACCAAGCCCAACAUCAGUCAUGGCGCCGCAUCCCAGCUCUUGGGCUUUGGCACGUCGGUGCUGAGCAAGUUCAAGUCGCGCAUGGUGACGACGUCGCCGCCGCCGUCGUCGUCUCCAGCGUCGCCGGGCAGCCUCACGUACAAGCGUUCGCUUACGUCGCCGUUCUCGCGCAAGCCGUACGAAGCGUCGGCGCACGCGUCCUUGCUGGUCCUGGACACGUCGCUCGGCGACGAUGUGACCAAGUGCGCCGUCUAUGACGGCGGCGUCACGGUCGCGACCAAAGACGAAUGCGUCGUCGUGACGAGCGGGUACAUGUUCAAGAGCGGCAUGCCGGAUGUGGGCAAGCGCCACGUCUGGGAGCGCUACUACUUUGUGCUCGAGCGUGGCGGCGGGCUCUCGACGCUGAGCUACUACGUGUCCGAGUCGCAGGCCAAGCACCGGACGCUCGUAAAGGGCGUCGUCGUGCCCACGAGCGUCUGCGAAGGCAUCCCGAUUCGCGUUGCCGGCAAGCACGAAGUCCACGCGUUCCAGUUCAACACGCAAGGCCACGGAGUCUUCUGGGUCCUCGUCGACUCGGAAGCGACCAAGAUCACGUGGCUUCAAGAGCUGCUCAUGGCCAUCACGGGCAUUCCGUUCUCGCCCAAGUCGGCCAACGCUAUUCUGUUUCCCUCGAACGCGCAAAAGAAGCUGUCGACCAAGCAAAUGAAGGCGAUCGUAGCGUCCUUGUACGCGCACCUGUUUUCGGACGACCUCGAGUUUUCCACGCAAGCCGUGCGCCCGGGUCUCCCGACGCCGGACGCCAUCUCAACGAGCGUCCACGGGUCGGUCGUGCUGAGCUCCAACCUCCCGUCGAGCGUGCCGUACUGGGGCGAGUACCACGGUCUCCAGGGCCUCUGCCAGUUUUGGAAGCUACGGGACGAGACGGUCGAGCGGCUAAAGGGCCGCGUCCUUCGCAUGGUUGCGGACGAAGACGAGAGUACGGUCGUUGUCAUGACGUCAUCGACGAUGCGCAUCGUGCACAACGCCGAGGUCGUUGUCGAAGAGUCGUGCGACAUCAUCGAGCUCAACGAGGGCCUUAUCACGUCGAUCCACCUCAACUUUGACUCGGCGCAGCUCGCGACGUCCUUCCUCAAGGCGGGCUUGGACGGCUCAUAG